ACCGUCAGUUUUUGAUACGCACUUGGUUCUUCCAUUCACUUGCGGUGCAGCAGCUUCACCCAUCUCCACACCAAAGGAUUUUGUAUUGGCCGAUAGCAGGCUGGACGCCGGUUGCUACUCGGCUUUCUUGCCGAUACAUCAGUGACAGUAUUCUUUAUACUCUAUUUAACAAAUUUCAAAAAAUGGCGAGUAUAAUUGGUCAUGUCGUUAGUAAUUACAAUGAGAUCUUGGAAACAAAUAAAGAUCCAAUGGUAGAUUCUUGGCUACUAAUGGGCUCGCCUAAGCCGCUCCUCCUGAUUCUUGGCGCAUAUUUGACUUUUGUCCUGAAGGUCGGUCCCAAAAUGAUGGAAAAGAGGCCAGCUUUUGAGCUGAAAACCGUUAUAAUAUUAUACAAUGGUUUUCAAGUAUUAUUCAGUAUUUGGUUAACCAUACUGGCACUUAAGGUUGACUUGAUGAGUCUUAUAUUCACCGAUAGCUGUGAUACGAAAAGAUCUCUCCCGACGAACGACAAGCUGCAGUCUACGUUAUCGGUAGGAGCCUGGUGGUACUUUUUCUCAAAAAUUACCGAACUCAUGGAUACAGUAUUUUUCAUUCUUCGUAAGAAAUUCAAUCAAGUCUCCUUCCUCCAUGUCUAUCAUCACACGAUAACGGCUUUUUUUUCUUGGUGCUACCUUAAGUUCCUACCCGGUGAGCAAGGUAUUGUCAUCGGCUUUCUCAAUUCCUUCGUUCACAUCGUCAUGUAUUCGUAUUACCUAAUCGCGGCCCUUGGUCCCGAAUAUAGAAAAUAUUUAUGGUGGAAGAAAUACAUGACGUGGAUGCAGCUGGUACAAUUUGCAAUGAUGCUCGUAUAUCUGAUGUUCACACUUACCGUAGAUUGCCAUAUGCCAAAAGCACUCACAUACUUUUUCCUUACAAACGUUAUUAUUUUCAUUUAUUUAUUCAGCGAUUUUUACAGAAAAACUUACGCUAAAUUGAAGAAAAUCUAAAAUAAGUGUAAUAUAUAAUUUUCAGUGUUAA
Molecule: messenger RNA, 1017 nt
Organism: Ceratosolen solmsi marchali
Lineage: Eukaryota; Metazoa; Arthropoda; Insecta; Hymenoptera; Agaonidae
Gene: bond
Product: elongation of very long chain fatty acid james bond protein
Exons: 7
Coding region: 183-986 (267 amino acids)
Biological process (GO): fatty acid elongation, monounsaturated fatty acid; sphingolipid biosynthetic process; very long-chain fatty acid biosynthetic process
Cellular component (GO): endoplasmic reticulum membrane
Molecular function (GO): fatty acid elongase activity
Source: RefSeq, a predicted model, not a curated record